Messenger RNA from Ictalurus furcatus (blue catfish), 7711 nucleotides. It is a transcript of the gene akap13b, whose product is annotated as A-kinase anchoring protein 13. The record is from RefSeq and is a predicted model, not a curated record. Gene Ontology annotation, cellular component: actin cytoskeleton; membrane. The transcript is spliced from 34 exons. Lineage: Eukaryota; Metazoa; Chordata; Actinopteri; Siluriformes; Ictaluridae. The coding region runs from base 335 to 7711 and encodes 2458 amino acids. Gene Ontology annotation, biological process: positive regulation of canonical NF-kappaB signal transduction; adrenergic receptor signaling pathway; regulation of Rho protein signal transduction. Gene Ontology annotation, molecular function: guanyl-nucleotide exchange factor activity; MAP kinase scaffold activity.
UACUGCAGCAGCGUGGAGCGAAUGGACUCUCUCUCUCUCUUUCUCUCUCUCUCUGUCUGUCUGUUUCUACAGUUCUGUCGUGUUUCAAGCCACAAGGCAAGUCGGAAUCUUGCGCAUAACAUCUUUAACUUCAGUCUGUUUGGUGCCGAAACAUCUGCUGCGGUGUGUUUAUUAACUUCAAAGCAGAGGAAAGGGAACAAUGCGGGAUUGUGCGGGUUGUAACUUCCAACAAAUAGCGUGAAGAGAAGAAAAGAAAGAAAAGAGGGGGAAUGGUGGAGUUUCUGAAAGUCAGGAUUCCACUUGUAGGCAGGAAAAUCGAGCAGCGACUGAUGCCAUGAAGCUAAAUCCAAAGCAAGCGCCGUUAUACGGCGAGUGUGUGUUGACGGUGCAGCUCAGUGAGGAGGAGUGUGUGGAGGAUGAGGAGGAGGUGGAGUUUUACCUGCUGUUCUCCGGCAGCACACAGAGACACCUGACCACCACACUGAGACUCGGUCAUGUGACCCUGCAGGCUGUGUGUCCAGCUCACGAUCGUGAUGAGACAGUUCGGGUCACACUGUGUCAGGCGCGACCCGGUGGUUCCGUUGACCCGGUGGCGGAGGAACGGUUCCAGUUUGUCCACGAUCUGGCUCUGGACAUGGCUCACUUCCUGAUUAGUGCGGCGGCUCACAGGGACGGCCUGGAGGGGGCGCUGCUGCUCGCCGACUCGCACAUCCCUGUACAGGAGUGCGAGAGGCUGGACGAGACGCUAACGUUAGCACUGAAGCACCUCCCACUACCACCCGGGUGGAGUGUACUGGGCCCUGACGUCAACACACACACACCCACAGAUUUCAGUCCUCAUGAGACGUUGCUGCACUUUGCGGCUCGUCGAGGUCUCCGGAGAGUCGCUCUGUUCCUCCUGCAGCAGCCAGGAGGACCAGACGCCCUGCAGCUGGCCAACAAGCACGGACACACACCUGCCCGAGUGGCGCAGAGCAGAGGACACACACAGCUGCAACACCUGCUCUCAGAGCUUGAGAAGUCACCGCACCUCGAAACAAAAGCGCCCAGGCGGUGUUACGCAGCAGGCCGUGCAUUCCUGCACCACCCGAGGCUGAACACCUUCACGCUGUCGGUGGAGAACGAGGCAGACGGAGAACCUCCGGACCUGAGGCGAGACGUGGAGGAGCUACGCCGCUACGCCCGCUCUCACCGCCACAACAAGGGAGGAUCUCUGAAGCAGCUCCAGUCCUUUCCGCUGAUCCUGAGCCGGGAUUUCGUCUGCGAUUCGCCAACGGCCGUGGACGCUCCGUCUGAAAACCCCUCCCUCCAAAAACCGCCGGCGUGCGAGCUUCAGGAAGUCUACACCGAGAAAGAACAAAGCGAGAGCGCCAAGUGCGCGAAUGGCAGCACCCAGUCAGAGGGGGAUGAUGCACCAGCGUCCAGCGGAGAUUCGGGUUCUGGGAAACGGACUUCGAGAUUAGAGGGUGAGGGAGUGCCUGGGGGCAAGCAGGAGGACUGUGCGGUUGUCAGCGGCGUUUCCUGUAGAGAGCAGCAGCAGCAGGAGGAAGUAGAUAGCGAGCUGAGAGCAAUCAGGGAGGCGCUUCGUACACAGAGGAGCCACGCUCUAUCCGAGACAAAUACGCACAACAAAAUCCAAUCUGGCAACACGCAUACUGGGACGAUGGGUCAGACCCAGGGACUCCUCCCUGAGCAUGAAGAAAAGAACAAGGCGAGAGGGGACUUCCCAGAGGAAAGGGAAGGAGAGCGUAACUCCGGGCAGGAAACUUCUUUGUCGAGCGAGAACACACAGUCGCCCGAUGGACAAACGAGCAGCAAAAAUCUCUCCCGUUUUUACUUAAAUUUAGACGUUGACGCCGCGGAAAAAGGGAAGGAGAUCCCGAUCCGGAGCCAGGAAACAGGAAGCAGCAUCGAACGGAUAUACGAGUCCACCGGCUGCACAACACGGGAGCAAGACAUCAGCGAAGAUUUGCUUUCUCUAAGUUUCAGACCCAACAUGGCUCCAGGGCCGGUCCACAACGUACGUCUCGAACCGCCUCCGCUGGUCGAUGCGGCUGCAGGCCACCAAAUCCACACUCCUCCAGAAACAGCGUCCGGUUGCUCAGAACAGGUGAGUUCAGAUUCCGUAAAACAGCUGCCACCUCGUGAUGCCACCGAUCCCCCGGGAGAGCCUGACGGAUUAGUGCUCGGCGUUUCCCUCACGACCGAGGAAAGUGGUGGAGUUGAUCAGACUUUACCUCCUGAGACAGAGGAAAGUUCCUCGCCAGGAUCGAUGAGCGGUGUCCAACCCGUCAUAUCUCUAGAAAUAUCAGAAGAAACUUCUGAAGUAUUUAACGAGUCCCAUUGUGGAGGUGAGGAACCGCCUCAGGAGGGCACCAAACCACAAUCUGACGCCAAAGACGCUCAGAUCACGGAUACCACGGACCCGAACCGAGAUCCAGUAAGAUCACAGAGUCCACCCCUGGUUUUGGACCGAAUUUCACCACUUCCUCCAGGAUUAACGGUGUCUGAUUCGAACCCCGAUGAAACAGGAAGUGGUUCAGAAUCAAAGCUUGAAAGGGAACCACUAGCAUUUCAAACACCUCCAGAGUCGCCCUGUGAGUUUUUUUCAGUAGAUGGUUUCAUCAGAACAAGCGAUUCGCUUGAACCGCGUUCGGCUUCUCUGGAACUUGGCCGUCCUGCAGGUUCAAGCGAGAUCGUGGAGGCGGGUGAGAAGGUGGAAACAGAGCUGCCCGAGAUGUGUGAAAGUUCUAAAAAGUCACCUCUAACAAUACUGUGUGGUUCUUUUUCCAAACUGACGAUCAGGGGAAGUCCCCUUGAUCCUCACCUUGAUGACGCAACUUCACAGACCAUCGAGAGAAUAGCAACAAAUGAUUCAGAAACCUCCAAAAUGUAUCCUUCAGAGGUGGAGGAGACCAAGGAGGAGGUUAUGAAGUUAGAACCAAAUCUGGUUCAGCAGUGUGAGAGAUCAGACGCACCACAGAUAGUGAGUAACAUGUCUGUAGCACCACCAUGUGAUUUUGUAUCCAAGGAGAACCUUAGAGGAACAGCAGUGAUUACACAUGCUGUAGGUUCUGAAGCACAAUAUGACCAACCUUCAGAAUCUAAAGAUGUUCAGGAGGAGUGGAUGAAGAUCCCUACACAGCUUGGUGAGAACCCAGAAAUUUUGUCACUUCCAUGUAAAGCGUUAUCUCUAUCCACUGCUGUCUCUAAGAACAUCACUGAUCCUCAUUCUGAGGUCAUAACCUUUGAGGAGGGUAUCAACAAAACAUCUGAAGACCCGCAGACUGAGCUCACGACCUCUACAGAGACACUUGUGGAAUCUCUUGGCCCACAUCUUGAAGUGGGCCAAGAACAUCUUGAGGCCAUGAACGUUGAAGAGAUCAUUAGUAGAACAUGUCUCGACCUCCAUCAUGAUCUCAUCACAUGCUCAGAGGAGACGAUUGCAGAAAUAUCUCUUGACCCUUUUCCUGAGGUUAAAAUCUCUGAGGAAAGCGUUCAAGACCAACAACUUAAGGUCACGAUCUCAGUGGAGAGCAUUAGAGGAACAUCCCUGAGCCCCAAUCAUGAUUUCACAUCCUCUGUGGAGAACAUUGGAGAAGUAUCUCUUGGUACACUUCUUGAGGUUACCAGUCCUGAAGAAAGCGUCCAAGUUCAACAGCUUGAGAAGAGCGGAAAUGAUUAUGACCCCGAACAUGAAUUCGUGACCUUUGAAGAGAGCAUUAGAGGAACUCUUGACUUCCAUCAUGAUCUCAUCACGCCUUCUGAGGAGACAAUCAGAGAAAUGUCUUUUGAAGUUCCUGAGGUUAACAGCUCUGAGGAGAAUGUUCUAGACCAACAACCUGAGGUUACAACCUCUAAGAAGAGCAAAAAUGGAACAUCUCAAGAUCCCAAACUUGAGGUCACAACCUCGGAGAAUAGCAUUCAAGGCCCACAUCGUGAGGCGAUGAUUAAAGAAACAGUUUUUGACCAGCAACCGGAGAUCACAGCUUUUGAGGAGAGCAUCAGAGAAACACCGUAUCACACCAAGCUUGAGGAGACAAUCUGUGAGGAAAACCUCUGGACAUCUCUGGAGCCUCCACCAGAGUUCAUGAACUCGAAGAUGGAUACAAGUUUUCCUGAAGCUCCAUUUCAGAGCGAGACUGCAAUUCUGGACCCUCCCGUUUGUGGUAACGAUUCAGAUUUGGCUUUGGAGAACGUUUCUAUCUCUGACCAGCCUCUGGAUCUGAGCUCCGUUAUGGGUCUGGAUAGUGGUACCGGCUUGGGUAUGGACGCUGUGGAAGUGGAUAGUGGUUUGAUCCAGGAGGUGCCACCUUUGGACAAUGUUGGCGUUUGUAAAAUUGGAAGUCUGGAAGAGGAGAAACGUCACGUGGUGGAAGAAGAUGGAGAGGAACCAAAGGAGGAACGAGGAGCAGGUGACGAUGGACGUCCUGAGACCGCGUUAACACACACGGAUCAGCGCAGUGAGAUCCACAGGGAGGAGCAGGAUGAGGUGUACUGUCUGGAUUCUGAAGAUCUGAAGCAGGAGUGCAGUAAAGAAAACACCGGAACAGAUGUUCCGGUUGCGAGUGUGUGUCGGUCCGUGUCCGUGACCUCGCUGCCCGGGUCCGAGUCCGUCAGUGAUGGAGACUCGCUGUUGGGCCCAGACACCAUGGACGACACCGUCUUCAAGCAGAGCGAGGGCACGCUCACCCUCACCAGUGGAAUUUCCACGACUGGAUCCGUUUCUACAGAUGACUCGUCCAUCGCACACGCUGCAGGAGAACCUGAGGAAGAGGAGAAGAAAGAUCGGCUGACGGAGGUUCUGGAACGUUCUGCUCUUCUUCGCUCUACCAGCCGUUCUCAAUCUCCGUCCCGGAGACACAGCUGGGGGCCGAGCAAGAAUCCCACCGGAGAGACGGACAUGGGCCAGCGCAGUGUGGUGCAGGGUGAGGUGGGAGAAAAGCCAGCGGGUCACAGGAGGAGUAUGAGCUGGUGUCCGUCACACGUUCCUCACUCUGAGAUGGAUGAGAUGAACUCCAGAAGUUACAGUCUGGAAGGUUUGGCUGCUGAGGACGAGGUGAAGAUGCCGAGCGUACGGCAGUCCACACACUUGUCCAUGACGGAGAGAGAGGAGAGAGGAUCGCUUGCUUCUCUCACUGAGGAGGAGAACGAGAGCAACGCGGGGGAUAACAGCAGCUUAGACAGCCAGAGAUCGGUUCAGGACGUAGGAUGCGGUUUCGUUCCUCCUCCUCACACACUCACCAAAUCCGUGUCCAUGUCAGCAAUCAGCCCGAGAGACCUGGAUGACUUGACUUGUGCGAGUUCAGCCGCAGGAUCGCAGGAGUACAGUAUAUCAGAGGAAGACCCCGCCCCGUUGAGGAGUGACUCUGAGGUCAGAGGGACGAAAGUGAGCCGCACCUUCAGCUACCUCAAGAGCAAGAUGAGCAAGAAGAGCAAGGAAAAAGACCGUGACAAGAAUAAAGAUGGAAAGGAGAAGGAGAAGAAGAGCUCCAAUGGUCACCUGUUUAGCUCCACCCUGACCCCACCCUCCAGCCCAUGCCUACAAUGCAACCGACCAGUCAGCACGAAGGAUGCUGUCACCUGCACAAACUGCAAUGUUCACGUCCAUAAAGGCUGCAGAGACGCACUCCCCGUGUGCGCUAAAGUCAAGAUGAAGCAGCAGUCGGUCACUGAUUCGGCUCCUCCACCCGGACUUCUCUCACGAGGCAAAUCCGCGUCAGCGCGAGAGCGUCCCUGGUCCACUUUCUUGCUUCCUGAGGAUCAGGCGUCUCCUCUCGUCGCUCCUCCGCGGAAAAACUCCAGUAUCAUGCCGUUUAACAGCGGCGCUCUGUCCAAAAGCAUCUCCAUCAGCAACAUCGCAGGGCAGUUGGACGAGGCUCCUCUGAAAGCUCUGAGGAUUCUCUCUCAGUCCACAGACUCGCUCCAUAAGAUGGGGAAAGUGAACGAGUCGACCGAGUCUCUCACUGACGAAGGUACGGAGCUGAUGGACGGUCACCUGAUGGCGGAGUUCGAGGCAGACGUGAAGGAGCUGGAAGCCGAUUCCUGGAGCUUCACUGUGGAUAAAAAAUAUCUGAAACAGCUGAAAAAAGACGUCAUCAAGAGGCAGGACGUCAUCUACGAGUUGAUCCAGACGGAGAUGCACCACCUGCGGACUCUGCGCAUCAUGGCUGACGUGUACAGUAAGGGUCUGCAGAAGGAGGUGCAGGUGGAGGUGCAGACGUUGGAGAAGAUGUUCCCUGUGCUGGAGGAGCUGCUGGAGCUGCACACACACUUCCUCACACACCUGCUGGAGAGACGGAGGGAGGCGCAGCGGGGGAACGACGGAGGCUUCGUCAUCCGCAGGAUCGGAGACGUGCUGCUCGACCAGGUGACUGGCUCCAACGCUGAAAAUAUGAAGAAAGUUUACGGGAAAUUCUGCAGCCGCCACAACGAGGCUGUGAACGUCUACAAAGAGCUACACACACGCGACAAACGCUUUCAGGCCUUCAUCAAGAAAAAGAUGAGCAGUGCGGUGGUGAGGAGGUUGAGUAUUCCUGAGUGUAUCCUGUUAGUCACACAGCGUAUCACCAAAUACCCCGUCCUGCUGCAGAGACUCCUGCAGCACACCCGAGAGCCGGAGGAGGAGCAGGCGGAUGUUGCCGAGGCUCUGCGGCAGGUGAAGGAGGUGCUAACGGGCGUGGACUCUAAAGUGAACGAGUACGAGAAGAGGAGGAGGCUGAAGGAGGUGUACAGCCGCACAGACAGCAAAUCCAUCAUGAGGAUGAAAAGCGGUCAGAUGUUCGCCAGAGAGGAUUUGAUCAGGGGGCGAAAACUUUUGCAUGACGGCCCGCUGCAGCUCAAAAAUGUAGCCGGGCGACUGAAAGAUGUGCAAGCAUUGCUGCUGUCCGAUGUGUUUGUGUUCCUGCAGGAAAAAGAUCAGAAAUACGUUUUUGCCUCACUGGACCAGCGCAGCACGGUGAUCUCGCUGCAGAAGCUGAUCGUGAGGGAGGUGGCGAACGAGGAACGCGGGCUGUUCUUCAUCACGGCGGCGAUCGAGAGGCCCGAGAUGGUGGAGGUUCACGCCAGCACUAAAGACGAGAGGAACACAUGGAUGCAGCUCAUCCAGAACGCCACCAACUCCAUAGAUAAGGAUGAUGAUGAAGGAAUCCCGAGUGAAAACGAGGAAGACAAGAGACUGCAAGAGAGCAAAGCUAAAGAGAUGAGAGAUCACCUGCAGAAGAAAGACGAACAGAUCGUGACUCUGUUGGAAGAAAAGGUGCGUCUGUUCCACGAGUUGUGCGACUGUGCGAAUCAGGACGAAGCCUCUCUCCAUAACAGAAUGUUGUUCAGGGCGACAGGUGAUGAUGUCACAAAAGGAGAGCCAAUCAUCAAAGAUGCUCUGAAGGAAGUUGAGACAUUACAGGAGCUGGUGAACAGCAGUGUGGUGGGACAGCAGGUGUGUGUGGGACAGGAGGACUCGAGUGUGUGUGCAGGGUCUGUGAGUUUACCGCGCAGAGCCGAGACGUUCGGGGGCUUCGACUGCCACCAGAUGAACAUCUCAAAGAAUGGAGACCGUGAGGAAGCAGACGAUCUGCGGAGAACCGAGUCAGACAGUGUUCUGAAGAAGGGGGGCACCGCAAGCCUGCUGCUCUUACACAAGAGGAACAGUGAGGUAGGUGCUGUGUGUGUGUGUGUGUGUGUGUGUGUGUGUGUGUGUGUGAGGACAUGA